Molecule: messenger RNA, 969 nt
Organism: Trichoplax adhaerens
Lineage: Eukaryota; Metazoa; Placozoa; Uniplacotomia; Trichoplacea; Trichoplacidae
Exons: 7
Coding region: 1-969 (322 amino acids)
Source: RefSeq, a predicted model, not a curated record
AUGGCCAAUUUUUCUCGCAGCUAUAUCACCAUCUUUUUCCUCUUCACUUGCAUUGGUUUCAGCCUUGGAAUCACUCCAGAUGCUGUCUGGAGGUCAAUGUGCUAUCAUCGAUGUAUUGCUAAGCAAGUUAUAAAAGGUGAAAAGCCGGGAUGUACCAAACCCAUUACUCAGGAGUGUUAUGAGCCAUGCUUUAGGCCUUGUAACACAUCGUACAGUGGAAAAAAUUUCUGUAAAGACUUUACUUGUCGAAGUUUUACCAGCAAUCAAGGAGCAAUUUGCCUCUCUUCCUGUGAAUUCGUCCAUAACGUCAUCUCAAUGAACUUGCCAUAUAACCAGAGUUUUGUUGAUCCUCUAUUUGCAAAUCCUCACUGGAAUACUGAGGAAAAUCUACUGAGUUCCCUAUGCAAUAGCAACAAUGCAGGUGCAAUGAAAUAUAUUGUCAAAAAUUUGGUGAUUGGAAAUGAACCGUUUCGGACAAAAUCAAACAACGAAAUUUGCACCUGCUCCGCCAAAAAUUCAUUGACAUUACCUCCCAAUGUUGGCCAGUAUGUCGUUCCCCCUUUAAAGUCUUCAGUUGACUAUAAAAGUGGCCACCUCGUCUUACAAGUAAAAUUUAAACCUAAAGGGGAAUGGCAGGAAUUACGUUACUUUCUCAAAAACCUGAAUGAUGAUUCAGGAGCUGUGGUCAGCUACUGUAACAUAACCAAAAGUAAUGUGGCAACCGCCAUCUUGCACCAACCUAAAGAUCAAAUUCGUUACAACAUUCAGCAAAAUAAUAAUGGCAUCGAAUUUAUGGUCCUCGUGGUGCCUAGUAUUCCUAAUCUAGAUACUACCUUAUCCUUAGCGAAGCUUACUCCAGCAGCACUAGAAUAUUUAAACCCCACUACUGCAACUGCACCUACUGGGAACGUAUCGGAAUCCGAUUAUGCCACAUCUGGAAGUAAAUAUUAUAAUCUAAAUGAUGUAUAG